Molecule: messenger RNA, 1972 nt
Organism: Musa acuminata AAA Group (dessert banana)
Lineage: Eukaryota; Viridiplantae; Streptophyta; Magnoliopsida; Zingiberales; Musaceae
Product: transcription factor MYB106-like
Exons: 3
Coding region: 628-1779 (383 amino acids)
Source: RefSeq, a predicted model, not a curated record
AAAAAAAAUUGAACAAUCUUAUAUACAUUACUAGAAUCAGAUGCGGAUCAUCUCAUGAUUGAAAUCAUCAAGAAAACCUCAUUCCCCGGCUGUUCUUCUCACCAAAAAUACUGGAAGAUGUUUGGUUCAGUAAAGCCAAAAGCCCCGUCUACGAUGCAGCUUGGUAGCAGGGAACGGCAGACGCCAAGCAGGUAGAUCCUCUCACCCAGAACGAAGAGGACCUCUGCAGACUCUCAAGUACAUGCAACAACCCUGGUAAUUCCACCUUCUCCAUGGGCAGAUAAAACUUUCUGGGCACUGUGGGAGGACAGUGGACAGCGGAGGUGGGAGAGGAUGGAUUAAUGUCUGCAACCACCAGUGUGUCAUUCACACUCGUGCAUACAACAUUUACAUCUCUGCUAUUUAUCCUUCAUCAUUUCUCCAUCUCUUUCUCUAUCCAUCUUUCUCUCUGUCUGCCAUUCUAACUCCCCCAUAAAGAUUCCACAUCUUCUUGGCUUCGCUGUAACAUCCUGCAACUCGUGCGUGGCAUGCACCGAUUCUCCUUCGAUGGAGUUAUAGAGAGCCCCCUGCGAUCAGCUUAAGCGCAUCUUCUUCCUCCUCCUCUGCAGGUUAUAGCGUCGGAGUGAGAUGGGUCGGUCUCCGUGCUGCGAGAAGGUGGGGUUGAAGAAGGGGCCGUGGACUCCGGAGGAGGACCAGAAGCUGCUCGCCUACAUCGAGAAGCACGGGAAUGGGAGCUGGCGAGCGCUGCCUGCCAAAGCCGGGCUGCAGAGGUGCGGGAAGAGCUGCAGGUUGAGGUGGACGAAUUACCUGCGACCUGACAUCAAGAGGGGAGAGUUCAGCCUGCAGGAGGAGCAGACCAUCAUUCAACUCCAUGCCCUCCUUGGAAACAGAUGGUCUGCGAUUGCCACCCACCUGCCCAAGAGAACAGACAACGAGAUCAAGAACUACUGGAACACCCACCUGAAGAAGCGGCUGGCUAAGAUGGGCAUCGAUCCCUGCACCCACAAGGCCAAGAGCGACACCCUCAGCUCCGGCGACGGACACCUCAAGAGCGUUGCCAACCUCAGCCACAUGGCCCAGUGGGAGAGCGCACGCCUGGAGGCCGAGGCGCGGCUCGCGAGGGAGUCGAAGUUCCGUGCGGCGUCCAAUUCCAUGAUUCUGCAGCAGCAACAGCAACAGAAGGGAUCGUCGUCGUCGUCGUCCUCGACCGUCCCGCCGCCACCUGCUCCGCUCACCACCAAGGCCAGCGGACUCGACAUCCUCAGGGCAUGGCCGGGGGCUAACCAAGGCGACAGGAUCGACCUGGAGUCGCCCACUUCCACCUUGAGCUUCGCGGCAGCCGGCGUCGGGUUUGUGGACGCCGGCGCCGGCGCCGCAUCCGCCGCCAGCCAUCAAGGAGGCGUGAAUUUGGAGCCGGAGAGAGCGGAGUGGAGGAGCUUGGCGAAGGAUAGAGUGGACAGCUUCACAGGCUUCUCCAUGGAAGCCGCAUUCGACGGGGAGGCGCCAUGGCUGUCGGAGCCAUACUGGGGACAGUCCGGCGCAGGAUUCACCGGACUGCUCCUGGGUGACUCAGCGGCGCAGAAGGCCUCGGACUGCCGCGGUGAUUCAUACGCAAAUGGACCUGAGACCUGCGCCCAAGAGGAGGCAGAGGAAGAAGAAGAAGAAGAGGAGGAGGAGGAAUUGGAAGGAGAGGAGGAGAGCAAGAACUACUGGAACAGCAUCCUCAACUCGGUCAACUCCUCGUCCUCUUCCAACUCGCCACCACUGUUCUACGACUGAGCUCGCAGCGCAAGCUUUUCUACGUAAAAUGUUAACGCACGUCUACUGCAGUGGCGAUGGCGCUCUGCAACAAUAAGAAAGAAGUAUAAGAAUAAGAAUGGGUGGUGAUGUGAAUAUAUCGUCUUGCGAUCUCCUCUUCUCUUCUCUCCUUAGAUUUGUUGUCAUGGGAAUUGUAAUGUUUGAAGCACAUAUA